AUGGCAACCAUCAAAGUCAAUCUGUGUCUCAAGGCCAAGUUCCACCAGAAGCGCCACGGCAGCGAAGCGGCUGUGUUCCGUACUGCAAUCCCCACAGGAAGCAGUACGGACACGUUCCAGAUGAUGGCUCAGAUGAUGGUCACUUGGAAAGGGAAAGCGUCGUCCAUCCCGAAAGUGCACGGGGAAUUUCGACUUUCCAAUCUCUUGGUGCUUAAAUGUGUGGAUCCUGCGCUCAGCUCCGUUGUUACUGUGCAGAGCUGUGAUUGGCUUCGACUCUACGGGGACCUCAGCAAUGACUCGAUGUCAUUGUUAGACCAGAUGGGCGGUGAGAUGACGGACCAGCAAUGUCCCAUCCCCUUUCCAGAAUCAUUCUACAGGCACAUCCAAAAAGAUAAGAUGGAGGCGAAGUUGGAAUUCAUCGGAGACAGUCUUACGCAAAUCAUCCAACUGUAUCACGGGAACCUCUCCUCUGUGUCCUGGGACCAUAACAAGACGGAGCGCUUCCUCAUCACCGUGGACAGACAGGCCAGGGAGAUCAAUAGUUGUGUAAUGGCUAACAAGCAGAAGGUCCAGAGGACAGCCCGGCAGGCAGACAGCCAGGAAGAAUCACAGACACAUAAGAAGCUGGCCCACUACUACAAAAAACUGUUCAGAGUCACAGUCCACAGGAUGGGUGAAAGUGCAGAAUCAUGGGAGCUGAUCAGGAAGGAGAGCAAAAUGCACCUGGAGAGGCUGGACCUGCUGCAAGCCCGCCUCCCAAGGCCCGCAAGGUCCGGCUAGACAGCAGUCCCAAGACCAACCAGCACCCGGCGAGACCCCCACCGCCCCCGGCCCCACCUCUAGGCCGGCCUCGUCCGGCCAAACCAACGCCCCUAGACCCCACCAUCUCCAGACCAGCCGCUUCUGGCUAGGGAGAGAUCCCCGAAGUCUUUUAUUAUUUAUCAUUCUUUUUUUAUCAUUAUUUUUAUGACUUAUUU
This is a messenger RNA of Gadus chalcogrammus (walleye pollock), 977 nucleotides long. It is a transcript of the gene ifnphi1, whose product is annotated as interferon phi 1. The transcript is spliced from 8 exons. Gene Ontology annotation, biological process: defense response. Gene Ontology annotation, cellular component: extracellular region. The record is from RefSeq and is a predicted model, not a curated record. NCBI's taxonomy places the organism in Eukaryota, Metazoa, Chordata, Actinopteri, Gadiformes, Gadidae. The coding region runs from base 1 to 780 and encodes 259 amino acids. Gene Ontology annotation, molecular function: cytokine receptor binding.